UUCAAGACCCCUCAAUGUCCACUUGCACGACCACAAACCCCUCCAGUGGCUUUUCCCUUAAUUAUGAUGCUCCCUUCACUUUUGUUGAUGGCGAUAUCUUCGUUCUUCUUGAUUGCUCGACAAAUUCAACCAAUAUGUGUGAUAACAGCAACGCACCUCUAUGCAGUCUUUUAUAUACUUGUCCUGCUAUUACUCAGCUGAGUAUGCCUUUAUCUAGUUGUUGUAUUUAUAGUCCUGCUAGCCUUGGACCAGCAUUUGAGAUGGACUUGAAGAAGUUAGAGUGUAAUUCAUAUUCGGGGAUUUAUAGCUUUGGGGGUGCUGAAACUAAUCCUUCAGGUUGGAAGUUUGGUAUUGCUGUGAAGUACAGGUUUAGUGUUGAUGAUGGAUAUCCUAGUGCUUGUGCUGAUUGUGAGAGGAGCAAUGGGGUUUGUGGGUACUCUGAAGAAUCCAAUUCGUUUGCUUGUAAUUGCGUUAAUGGGAUGAACACGACGACGAAUUGUUACUAUGCUACGUGGAAUGAUGGGACUAGCAUUCAGAAAUUUUCGCGUGGGUGUUGGUUGAUUUCUUUGUGGUGGGGGUUUGUGAGUUGGAUGUUGUUGUAGCAUAUAUGCAUGUUGAAGAAUUGAAGUUCAAGCCUACUGUUCACCUGUAGCUGAAGAUUAGAAAUUUUGUUUUACUGAGGGUUAUAAUUCGUGUACUGCACCUAAUGAUUUGUGUAUAUCUAGAAUUUGGAGUAUCAGAAAGAUGUAAUUAACAGUGGUCAUGGAAUAAAGUUAACACGUGUUCUCUAUGAUAAGGUGUAGAAUAUGUUACUUGCUUACUGAUGAUUACUUGUAUAAAUUGGUAUCUGAUGUGGUAGGCUGGGGAACAUGUUCUUGUUAUCUUAGAGAAGAAGCUACUGUAAAGAAACAAAAUAUUCUAAAG
This is a messenger RNA of Asparagus officinalis (garden asparagus), 924 nucleotides long. RefSeq lists its product as uncharacterized. The transcript has 2 exons. Lineage: Eukaryota; Viridiplantae; Streptophyta; Magnoliopsida; Asparagales; Asparagaceae. The coding region runs from base 15 to 602 and encodes 195 amino acids. The record is from RefSeq and is a predicted model, not a curated record.